Molecule: messenger RNA, 483 nt
Organism: Cyprinodon tularosa
Lineage: Eukaryota; Metazoa; Chordata; Actinopteri; Cyprinodontiformes; Cyprinodontidae
Product: receptor-transporting protein 3-like
Exons: 2
Coding region: 1-483 (160 amino acids)
Biological process (GO): protein targeting to membrane; protein insertion into membrane
Molecular function (GO): olfactory receptor binding
Source: RefSeq, a predicted model, not a curated record
AUGAACAAGGAGGAUUGGUCAAGCAUCUUUGAUGAAGAAAUCGCAAUUCUAAAUGAUAAAGGAGACACUUGGCAUCUGGAGUUUGAUGAAAGUAUUGAGCCGGAGAAACCAGACUCUCGCUGGAAGGAGUACAUCAGGAAAACAAGUGCAAGAUUCAGCUGCACCUCAUGUACAAGAACUUGGCCUUCAAACCAGGUCAUGGUGGUUUUCCACAUGCGCCUAAUGAGUAGGCAGGGCACUGUCAAGGUCAGGCCUUUACGUCAAAACUGCAAGAAAUGUAAAAGUGCACCGAUGUUGGAGCCAUUGGUCAAGCAAGACAACAUUCGUGUCCUGAUGGAGAACCUAGUGCAGAAAGUAAGAAGAAAUUGCUACAAAGAAGACAUUGAAGAGCUAAACAGGGCAUUCGAGCAGUUUCAUGUCAGGAGUGCCCAUGAGCCUGAUCAUUGUGAGGGAUGCAAAUUCAACGUCUGUGCCAAAGAAUGA